This is a messenger RNA of Dictyostelium discoideum AX4, 813 nucleotides long. RefSeq names its product v-SNARE family protein. Lineage: Eukaryota; Evosea; Eumycetozoa; Dictyosteliales; Dictyosteliaceae. The record is from RefSeq and is a predicted model, not a curated record. Gene Ontology annotation, biological process: vesicle-mediated transport. Bases 1 to 813 code for a protein of 270 amino acids. Gene Ontology annotation, molecular function: SNAP receptor activity. The transcript is spliced from 3 exons. Gene Ontology annotation, cellular component: cytoplasm; Golgi membrane; Golgi apparatus.
AUGUACAGUAACGAUAGUGGAAAUGGAUAUGGAUAUGGAUAUUCAACAAACAGCAGCAGCAGUAGUAAUAAUAUAAGUUCAAUAAGUAAUCUUCAACAUCGUGAUACUUCGAAUCGUGAUAAUGGAAGUGGUAGUAGCAGUGGUAGUGGAUUAGACGAUUUAUACAAACAAGCCAAUAAAUUAUUAUUUUCAAUUAGAAAUGAUUUAGAAACACUUGAAACUGGAACUGAUACUUCAGUUAUCAUUCAAAGCAAACUAUCAACAAAUAUAAACCAACUUUCUAGAUUAUCAGACCAAAUUGAUGGUAUGGUUUCAAACGAACCAAUUGCAAAAAGAGAAAUAUGGAGAAUAUUAUUAAUAAUAAUAAAAAAAUUAAAAAAUUUUAGAAAAGUAAAACAAUUAGUUGAAGAAAGUAAAUCAUUAAGAAAAUCAUUAGAUAUGUUUUUACAAACUAAAUAUAAGAAACAAAUGGAAGAAGAAGAAAAAAAUAAAUUAAUGGGUAGAAGAAAAGCUGGUGAAAGUUCAGCAAUUGGUAAUUUAAUGAAAGAGAAUAAACAUUUAAAUGAUGGUAAUUCAACUUUAGAUUCACUCACAGAAAUGGGUAAUAGCAUAAUUUAUAAUUUAGUUGGUCAAAAUUCAAAAUUAAAAGGUGUAAAUAAAAAAAUAUAUGAUAUUGCAAAUACAUUGGGUUUAUCUCGUUCAGUCAUUCAAAGGAUUAAAAGAAGACAACAUCAAGAUAAAGUUAUUGUAUAUAGUGGUAUGGUUAUAGUUUUAAUAAUUGUAUUUUUAUUAUGGUAUUUCUUUAGAAAAUAA